AGUUGGUUCGUCUUGUGGGGGCGGCGCAUGCGUGAAGCGAGCGUUCCCUCUCUCGUUACCUUCCUCCCAUCUCUUCGGUCCCCUUCUGUCAGUUGGUUAUCAUCCGCUUAGUACGCCGGGCCGGCGAGGCUGCCCCGUUUCCUUCCCAGCCGGCGCCGGCGGCGGCGGCAAGAGCUUCGCAUUACCUUCCAAGUCUUCCUGUAAGAUCUCCGUCCGCCGCUCCUCUCCCGAUGCCAUGGACUCGCCUCCGAUGCUGCACCCGGUAAAGCUCUACGUUUACGACCUGUCCAAGGGCAUGGCUCGGCGCCUCAGUCCUAUCAUGCUUGGUAAGCAGCUGGAUGGCAUCUGGCAUACCUCCAUAGUCGUCCACAGGGAUGAGUUCUUCUAUGGAAGUGGUGGGAUCUCCAGUUGCCCACCUGGUGGAACACUGCUUGGGCCACCAGACUCUAUCGUAGACCUGGGAUGCACAGAAGUUUCAGAAGAGCUCUUCCUGGAAUACUUAUCCUCACUGGGAGAAUCUGUGUUCCGUGGAGAGUCCUAUAAUCUCUUUGACCAUAACUGUAAUACAUUCAGCAAUGAAGUGGCACAAUUCUUGACAGGAAGAAAGAUCCCUUCCUACAUCACUGACCUUCCGUCUGAAGUCCUUGCAACACCAUUUGGACAAGCUCUCCGGCCUCUCCUUGACUCCAUCCAGAUUCAGCCCCCUGGAGGAAAUACUUUCAGCAGACAUAAUGGACAGAGCUAGCAGGCAUGAUGGAAAAAGCCUUGGUUCACCAGGGCAUUACCUUUUUAAACUCCAGCGUACUGGAUUCCUAUCUUAGAAUUCAUGCCAGACUUAUUGGCAAGAUGGCAUUUCAGACUUUCUAGGGAGAGUAUUUCCUGGAUUGCAUGUGAUAUGAUGCUACCAGAAAAAAAACCUUGUCAUAAAGUCAAAUAGUGUAUUUACUUACAAAAGUUGUUUUUGUCUUGGUUCACUUUAAAUGCUUUUUAAAUAAGCCCUGCUGAGCAAGGGGCCAUUAGGGAACCCUUUUCCCCAAUGCAGACCAGCCUUCCCCAGCCUGGUGGUCUCCAUCUGUAAUUGCCAGCAUCCACCAGCCAGCCAUGUAGUCAAGCCCUUCUGGAGGGCGCUAGGCUGGGAAGGCUGAUUAGAGUAACUUGGGUGGCAUUGAGUAUACUAGGUGUCACCAUUCCUUGCCAGAACUGUUUAUUUUCAUUACCCCUUUACAGUGUAUUUGUGGUUGUUAUACCCAGGUAUAUGAGUUUUGCAGCACUGAAGUUCUAAGUACUAAUCCAAUAUUAACUUGAAUAAUCUAAUUUUUGUAGGAGGGGAAAUAAGCUAAAAACAUUCACUUUGAAAUAAUUUUGAGCAAUGCUUCUUAAAUGAUAAUAUAGAUUAGUUUCCCAGUAGCAGUAUGUAUAAACUAUUGGGUGGGUUUUGAAUUCUCAGUAAGUGAGUGCACCUCUCUUGAAGGAUCUGAACUGAACCAGAGGCAGCAUAGGGACUCUCUGAUAGUGGGUAAAAAAACCUCUGCAAGUCAUCUAUUAAAGAUGUCCACUAUAUGGGCUUGACCAAUUUGGUCCAUAUCUUUUAUCACAAUUGUUUCCUUAAGAAGUCAACACUGAUCUGACAGGCAAUUAAAUCUGAGGUAAGCUACUAAUAGCCAGAUAACCAUGCCAGAACUAAGUUCAAAAUUAAUAUUAAUAGCAAUAUCUAUCAUUUGAGACAGAAUGAAUUUGAGCCUCAAACUAUGCAGAUACUUCAAAACUAACUUUAGACUGGUCAUGUCUGUCUGUUUACAAAAAUCCAUGUUGGAGAACUUCCUCUUCCUGACCCCAUAACACACCAGUCCCAAUUUAAUCAGGAGGCCUGCAGUUGCUUUCUGUAAACAAAGAGGCCUGGUCAAUCUAAGUGCAGUUUUGAAUUGUACUUAAACUCCUGUCUAGUUUAUAAAGUUGAAUCAUCAUCACCUAUGUAGAGACAGGAGAACAGGAUGUUGUGCUUUCGUUUAUCUUUCCUCCUAUGAGUGUCUUCAGAGACACAUUCUGGGACAGGCCACUCUCUUUUGAGAAUUCUCUGCAGAAGAAAGUGCAACAAAGACCUGCACUAAACUUGGCCUGGUCUGCUUCAUCAGGUAUGGGCAGAACAAUCCUAUUGCCCCAAGAAAGAGUCCACGGGGUCAUAGGAUUGUUUGGAUCCUCAGCUCUGGAGUCAGAAAACAGUUCUGUCUCCACAAAUGGGAAUCCGUGCUUGGGGUGUCCUUCCCCACCACCCCUGCAGCCUUGGGAAGAACUAUGCCAGCUGUGUGUCUAAGGUCAUAGGAGCAACCUCAUAAUAUGUUUAGGAGUUAGGGAAGAGAGGGGACAAGAUAGGACAUACCCUAGUGGCAUCUCAGUUGCCUUCUCUUCGAAAUGCCACAGCUGGAUGGUGUAGCUGCCUUGCAAGAUGGAAGAAGCACACAGGCAAAGCUGCUUCCUUCUUUAUAGGAUGACAGUAAACUUCCACAUUUGGAAGAUUACAGGCAGCCUCACUGGACGGUGCCAUACUUCAAUUAACCUUGAGAUCUUGGAAAUUUAUGCCCUUUUUCUUUGAGAGCAGGUUGAGGCUUUCCCUGUGCUCCAGAAAGAUACACAGUAAAAACUACUAAUCCCUCUCACACUUAGCAGAAGGCGUGGAAAAUUGCUUAAUAAAGAUAUUUACUUUUAGCCUAUUCUCUUUGGUAUUUUGAUACAGAUUUCUGCCAAACCUACUAAGAUGGUGUCAACAAUAACCAGCAAAAAAACUAUAAUAAAAACAUCAAUAUAGUAAGCCAUCAUUGUUUCCUUAGGAGUGUUGCUUUUGUUUCAAUCUAUAAGGCAACAUUAAAGAGAUGUGCCUUGGCAUCUUUUCUAAAAGUAGUGCUGGAAACACUCAUAGCAAUAAGAGGAAUGUAUUCCCCUAUUUGGGAGCAACACGGAAAAAGUCCUGUCAUAGAUGCCUAUCAAAACUACCCUCUGGAAGUGGCAGCAUCCUUGGCCACUCCUGUACAUCUUAGUAAUUGGACAGGUUCAUAGCAAGAUGGGCAGUCCCACAGAUAGUCAAACCCUAAGACAUUUAGAUCUUUAAUUUAAAAAAAAUACUUGGAAUUGAGCUUUAAAAACAACUGGCAAUCAGUGCAGUGCAGGUCUUUCAAUACUGGCUACAGCGCAGCGGCAUCAUGGAAGUAUAAAAUGCAACCCUAGCAAACAAGGUAGAUUGUAAUCUGGAGGCAUGUUGGAACACUAUAAAUGGGUGUAGGUACUGCAUCUCCUAGCCCACCACUGUCAUUCUUUUAGCUUGCCUUUCUCCCCUUCCUGGUAUGGAAUAAAAUAAGUUGUCCUUACAAUAGCUAAGGAGUAAAGGAAUGGGAUAGGAGGUGCAGUGGCUGCAUUCUCUCCUGCUGUCUCAAACCCUUUGAAGAAGAUCUCCAGAUUGCAAUCAGCUACCAUAUGUUUUUCUACUGGGGCAGUGUUUACACCUAUUUUGCUUGGUGUGACUAUGUAAAAAUCAAGAUAACAGAGAUCUGGUCCUGAAUGCUUGUUUCAUACAUUGUUCUCUACCUGUAGAAACACAUCUGGCUACCCUUCUUCUUCACCACAUUAGAUGUGGGUUUGUGGUAGGGCAGAAAAGUACCAGGUGUAAGUACCUUUGAAAAUGCACACUUCUGACGUUUGCAAAACCACUGAGUAACUGACUUAUUUAAAGUUCUUCCAUUCCCACAGCCAUAUGCAAAACAUAUUUACUUCCUAGUCAGGACUGCUAAAAGCAGUGGGACAUGUCAUCUAGUAAAGGUGUUUAUGGCAUUAGAAAUGCCUGCCAGUCAUUCCUUUUUACUCAUGUGCAUCACCUAAAGCAUUUCCUUCUGCUUAUUUUUCUAUGUGCCUUUCUUAAACUGACUAGUGCAUCUGACCAGGUGGAGAAAUGGAUGAAAUCCUGGAUUUUACUUGACCAUGCUUCUUAGCACUUUCCUCCCACUUGGGAAAGUGCAACAUGAUCUUGUCCAUGUUUACUCAGAAGCAAGUCACACUUAUGUGCAGUGCUCCCAAGUUUGUGUGUAUAGAAUUUUAGUCUUGGACAUCUUCAGUGGAACUGAAGGGAGAUGCUGCCUCUUGGAUUAUGGAACCUGUUUUGUCCUUCUUACUGUUUCCAGUAAAGACAUGAGCCUUUUGCUGUUCUGUAAUACACAUGGGCUCUAUUUUUACUUGUGUGCAAUAACAAUUAGAGCCUCUGCAUUUAUUUCAAGAGGCUUUAUUUCAAGACUAGCUUUCCAUUGUAGUAUGUAAAUUACUUGAUAGUAUGUUGUACUCUUUGCCAGUUAACACUAUUGAGUGAGGGCAUGUCAUAGUCAAGGAAACAAUUUUCAAAGUGAUUAGAAAGGAUAGCUAUGUAUGUACCCAGCAUUCCACUCAAUCCCAUGUAUUUGUAAGUAUAUAAAAUUAUAUUAUGUGUAUAUCUAUGUAAAUGUAUCCACUUCCAGCCUGAAGUGGCUGACAAUGGGCUGGGGAACCUAAGCAGCCCUUGUGUCAGAGCAUAGGCUAGGCCCAAGUAGUGAGCUGUCAUUUCUGGGGAUUCCUGUUUUCAUUUUAUAAUUAAAAUAAAGCCUUUGCCAGAAAC
Molecule: messenger RNA, 4630 nt
Organism: Varanus komodoensis (Komodo dragon)
Lineage: Eukaryota; Metazoa; Chordata; Lepidosauria; Squamata; Varanidae
Gene: DESI1
Product: desumoylating isopeptidase 1
Exons: 6
Coding region: 236-745 (169 amino acids)
Biological process (GO): protein modification by small protein removal
Molecular function (GO): peptidase activity
Source: RefSeq, a predicted model, not a curated record